Loa loa (African eye worm) is the source of this 321-nucleotide messenger RNA. RefSeq lists its product as hypothetical. The transcript has a single exon. The coding region runs from base 1 to 321 and encodes 106 amino acids. NCBI's taxonomy places the organism in Eukaryota, Metazoa, Nematoda, Chromadorea, Rhabditida, Onchocercidae. The record is from RefSeq and is a predicted model, not a curated record.
AUGAGGCUCCCGGCGCAGUUUGACGAUACCAAUUACCAAUCAUAUGGAAAGUUCAGUAGCAUAUCCAUUAUUGGUAUAACAUCAGACUAUUCUCAAACCAUUCCUUAUUGUGAUCAGACUAUUGUCGGGAUUAAAGUUGUGCUGAUUGUGUUGAUAUUUGUGGGGAUUAUUAACGCCGAUGUUGAUAGUGGAAGACGUGGAGAAGGAGGUGACUUCUUUGAAUGUCACGGUGAGCGGGGGAAGAAGAAAGGAUGCGCGGCGAUAGUGACGUUUCCCAGCUUCUGUGAACCCGCAAACUUGACCGGCGGGGAAAUGAUGUGA